GCUUCUCGUGACACAGUGUUAGUGUUGAACGGUUCGUCCGUUAGAGAAAGGAUGUGAGAAGAGGAGGAUGCUUGCGGUUUCUGUAGCAAGCAUGCGGCUUUGUUAGAUUCUGUGGAUUUUGGACACCGGAUUUACAUGCAAUGUAAUUGUGCUAAAUGGAAUUCGUUUUUCCAUUUUGUGUUUUCUACCGGAUACAUUCUUAUAGCUUGGAAUCGAGUGUUUUCCUGUGCGGCUCCGUUCAUUGGUAAACUAGCGGUUGCAUCAGUCGACUGUCAAUCAAGUCUGGGCUCUCUGCACCUGGUAUUCAUUUAAAUUUGCCGGUGAAUUUUGUGGACAUUGAGUUUUGGAGCAAUCCUUUUUGUUUAGCCUUUGGUAUUUCACUAACCGAGAGUUUAUUGUGCAGCCUUAUUGACAAGGUAAGAUUGUAACCGUAACUCAGGCUACUGUACCCCUAGUUAUAUUAACAUCGGACUGUAUCCCCGGAAAUUUACAACAUUGUAUCUUGACGGCGCAAGGAGGAACUAGCCUACAAGUACACUGUACUCUCGAUUACUGUAUCAGUGGUUGCCAAAGCGUUGUUUGACAGCUGUCUUUGGUAACGCGUUGGACAAUAGGGCUUGCCUGGAGGAGCCAUCUGCCAUUGUUUUCUCCUGUGGAUAGAUCAAAACAUUAACAGAUCGAACAUGUCGCUCAGCAGAAGUAUUGAAUGGGAACACUUUGAGGAACGGGACAAAACGCACCGUUCAUCACGGGCUAACGGCUCGGGAUCCCAGUCAGGUUCCAGAGGCAACGGUCUCGUGCCCAGCCCGGCGCACAGCGCGCACUGUAGCUUUUACCGAACGCGCACGCUCCAGUCGCUCACCUCGGAGAAGAAAGCCAAAAAAGUGCGGUUCUACCGAAAUGGGGACAAAUACUUCAAGGGUUUGGUGUAUGCCGUGUCCAACGACCGUUUUAGGUCCUUAGACGCCCUGCUUAUGGAGCUUACCCGGUCUCUCUCGGACAACGUCAACCUGCCUCAAGGUGUCAGGAGCAUCUACACCGUGGACGGCAGCAAGAAGAUCAGCAGCCUGGACGAGUUAGUGGAGGGUGAGAGCUACGUGUGUGCCUCCAACGAGCCCUACCGCCGAGUGGACUACACCAAGAACGUUAACCCUAACUGGUCAGUGGGCAUCAAGGCCGGCCAGUCCCGUUCCCUGUCCUCCCUCAGCACCCUGGUAAAGGGCGAGCUGCAGCGUAGCGAGGCCAGCCUCGGCACCAGAGACUUCAUUAAGCCAAAGCUGGUGACGGUCAUCCGCAGCGGGGUCAAGCCCAGAAAGGCUGUGAGGAUCCUGCUGAAUAAGAAGACGGCCCACUCCUUCGAACAGGUGCUGACCGACAUCACGGACGCCAUCAAGCUGGACUCCGGGGCGGUCAAACGGCUCUACACACUGGAGGGAAAACAGAUCACCUGUCUCCAGGACUUCUUCGGCGAGGACGACGUGUUCAUCGCGUGCGGCCCAGAGAAGUACCGCUACGCCCAGGAUGACUUCCUGUUGGAUCACAGUGGUAAGGCUUCUGUAGCCUUUGUGACUGAAUGCCGGGUGCUCAAGUCCUCAUACUCUGCUCGCUCGCCGACUCCAACGAGGGCUGCUGGGAGCAAGAGCCCUGGACUCUCACGCCGUAUCAAGUCCCCUGGCAUAGUAAGAAGACCAAUCCAUUACUCCACCAGUAGUCAGUCUCCUGUUAAAUCCCCAGUCAAUGGUGUCCCCAGCAGUACGAUCUCCACCCCCAAGUCCACCAAAUCCAAUAGCUCCUCCCCCACCAGCCCCCGCAGUAUACACAGCUUCAAGAUUCCGCCACAUCACACGUCUGCCUCCAAUGUGAACGGGUCUUCACACAGUCUGGAGCUGGCCUAUAACAUGAGUCCUGAGGUUAACGGCAACAGCUGUAGCUCUAUCACAACCGUCCUGGAUAAGUACAAGGUCGGCAAGGUCAUAGGAGACGGAAACUUUGCAGUGGUGAAAGACUGUGUAGAACGGUCCACUGGGAAGGAGUAUGCACUGAAGAUCAUUGACAAGGCCAAGUGCAGUGGAAAGGAGCACCUGAUAGAGAAUGAGGUGGCAGUGCUGAGGAGAGUCAAACACCCCAACAUUAUCCAGCUGAUAGACGAGGUGGACACACCCACUGAACUCUAUCUGGUCAUGGAGCUGGUCAAGGGUGGCGACCUGUUUGAUGCCAUCACAUCCUCCACUAAGUACACAGAGAGAGAUGCCAGUGUCAUGGUGUUUAACCUGGCUGGAGCCCUGAAGUACCUCCACAGCAUGAACAUAGUACACAGAGACAUCAAGCCUGAGAACCUGCUGGUGUGUGAGUACCUUGACGGCACUAAGUCUCUGAAGCUGGGGGACUUUGGUCUGGCCACUGUGGUUGAGGGGCCCCUGCACACCGUGUGUGGAACCCCCACCUAUGUGGCCCCUGAGAUCAUCGCUGAGGCUGGUUAUGGUCUGAAGGUGGAUAUCUGGGCAACUGGAGUCAUCACUUACAUCCUGCUGUGUGGCUUCCCUCCCUUCCGCAGUGAGGACAACCUUCAAGAGGACCUGUUUGACCAGAUCCUGGUGGGACGACUGGACUUCCCUGCUCCCUACUGGGACAACGUCACUGACUCAGCCAAGGAGCUGAUUGGGCGGAUGCUGCAGGUGAACGUGGAGGCUCGCUACACGGCACAGGACAUCCUCUCUCAUCCCUGGGUCACGGAUGACAACAUGGAGAACAACAUGAAGAUGGAGGUGUCAGGUAAACUGAGGACACACUUCAACACAGCACCAAAGCCCGGCACAACCACAGCAGGAGUGUCAGUCAUCAUGAACACAGCUCUAGAUAAGAAGAGGAUCCAGCUGACUCGUCGCAGCCAGAGGCCCACAGCACCACCUCCGCCCCCACCACCGCCUGGGAAGAAAGUAGUCCCUCCUGCAGCCAUGCCAGUCAAGCAAGCCUCACCAGUCUCACCCAACACCAAGCUGCCAGUACCCACCAAGCUGGCAUCACCCACCAAGCUGCCAGUACCCACCAAGCUGGCAUCACCCACCAAGCCUGCCCUGCCAGAGGAACCCAAGAGUCCUCAGACUGAUGUGCCUGUCCCUGUAUCCCUUCCCAUCUCUCCUUCAACACCUACCAGACCUGGUACCUCUCCCUCUGUCCCUGUCUCUCCUUCCUCUCCUACCAAGCCUAACGUCUCUAUCUAUCCUACCUCCCCUACCAGGCCCAACAACUCUCCCUCUCCUUCCUCUCCUACUAAACCUGUUAUCUCUCCCUCUCCUUCCUCACCUACCAAACCUGUUAUCUCUCCCUCUUCACCUACCAAACCUGUUAUCUCUCCCUCUCCUUCCUCUCCCUCUUCACCUACCAAACCUGUUAUCUCUCCCUCUUCACCCACCAAACCUGUUAUCUCGCCCUCUCCUUCCUCUCCCUCUUCACCUACCAAACCUGUUAUCUCUCCCUCUUCACCUACCAAACCUGUUAUCUCUCCCUCUCCUUCCUCUCCACCUACCAAACUCCAAAUGUCCCCUUCUCUUUCCUCUCCAACCAAGCUCCAUGUCUGUGCCUUCCCUGGGGCCUCUCAUAUGCCUGUUACUUGCCCCUCUCCCUCCUCUCCUCCCUUUCUUUUUACCUCCCUCUCUCCUCCUGCCCCUCUCUCUCCCUCCUCUCCUCCCUCUCUUUUUACCUCCCCCUCUCCUCCUGCCCCUCUCUCUCCCUCCUCUCCUCCCUCUCUUUUUACCUGCCCCUCUCCCUCCGACCCUCUGUCUCCCUCUGCCUUUCCCAACCCUCCCUCACCCCUGACCUGCACCUCUCCCUCCCCUCCAUCACCUGUUACCUGCUCCUCCCCAACCGUGGCCCCACCCCUGGUGGGCCUUGAUGUUGAAGCUGCUGCUACUGCCAGAGAGCUGUGAGAAAGAAUGAUGGAUGAGAAGACUGGCUGCUGGACCUCCACCCGCCGUAUCCCCAGACCUAUGAUUCGCAUGUAGGGGGCUAGAUACAGAUAGAAUCUCCACCUCCAUCCCCAGUAACAGUAUAACAGCUGAUAUCCACUGCUGUAUCGUUCCUAGGAUCCCAAGCAACAAAUGGCAAAAAAAAAGCAAAAUGGCUCCUACAACCUACAGUACAAUCUCUGUAGAGAACCCAUCAUAUCCACGCUCCAAGAGGGAAGUUGAGGGGUUUUGUACAUUUUGGUUGAUUUGUAUAUACGGUAUGUGUGUAUUUAUAUAUGAGCGAUGUGGAGAAAACAGAGCGAGGCCUGGCUAGUUAGGGUCUGUGUGGUUUCAGAUGGGUUUUCUGGAAUGACUUCUGAUAAUGUUUUAUUUAUUGUCUGUGGUUGGUUGGUAGGCACGCACACAUGUUGAUUAUGGGUAGAAGUGUAUUAUUUGGCGUGCUUGCCGUCUGUUGUAAGAUAAACUACUACUGUAGAUGUAUAUAGUAUUGUAUGACAAACACAUGAGGCAUCCGAAUGAAAGUUGAAAGUUUGAGUUUGUUUUCUUCUCUUGCCUGUAAGCCUGUUUAUCAUUGGUCCGCUAGUGUUUAACUGCUGAACACCAAAAGAGAGACGCAACAGAGUAGAAGAUGAACGUGUCAAUGAUGAGAGGUGUGCCUGUGAAAAUAGCUGCCAGAUCAGGGGUGUGUUCAGGGUGGCAGGUAGCCUAGCGUUUAAGAGCGUUUGGCCAGUAACCAAAAGGUCACUGGUUCAAAUCCCCUAGCCAACUAGGUGACAAAUCUGUCAAUGUGCCCUUGAGUAAGGCACUUAACCCUAAUUGCUUCUGUAAGUCGCUCUGGAUAAGAGUGUCUGCUAAAAUGUAAAUGUUCAUCAGGCACAAAACAGACAAACAGCCUAGCGUUUCUUACAGGACAUGUCCUGUAAGAAACGCUCAUUUCACCCUCCGUUGCAAAACGUUUUUCAUUGUGUGCCCUAAUGAACCUGACCCAGUAGUUAGAGAUUCCUUUUCUGAAACCAGCUGUCAGGAAACACUGGGAGCUCUAUCCCCUCAUAGACUAAUUUAUCAGUCCAGAUUUACCUGAUACUAAUGUGAGGCUGUUCCACUUUGCUGUUGUCUUUGUCUGUAAUGGUAAUGCACUUGUUUUAAAGUCCAUGGUUAAGUCCCAAAUCACACCCUAUUCCCUAUAUAGUGCACUACUUUUGAGCAGGGCCCAUAGGGUAGUGCACUAUGUAGGGGUAUAGGGUACUAUUUGGGAUGUAGACCGUAUCUCCUUACCUAGCCUACUGCAGUUGGUUAGGGUUUAACCCUUCGGAUAUUGAUAAUGGCUCCGAUGCACAGCACUACUACUCCAAGGGGAUUUAGUUGCAUGUUAUGUUACUCCCUCUGCCUCCCCACAAAACUGGUCUCACUCACUCACUCACUCACACACACACACACACACACACACACACACACACACACACACACACACACACACACACACACACACACACACACACACACACACACACACACACACACACACACACACACACACACACACACACACACACACACGUCAAGCUGGUACUAUUGUACGUAUAGUAGCUGUUCUGUUGUGUAAUGUUUAGUCAAACUACACUGUCAUCAUCAUAAUGCUAUUUUAUUGCAGUUUUAGUCUGGAUACGUGUAUGAAAAAUACAUUUCAAACAGGAAAAACACUCCUGUCAGCUUUGGCCAGCAGUUUUAGUUUGUGCAGACAUUUAGCCACUAUGUGACUCCUUUAUCAUUUUAUAUUAGGAGCACAUCGGAGAACUUCAAACACAAUAAAAAGUAUUCAAAUCAG
Molecule: messenger RNA, 5790 nt
Organism: Salmo salar (Atlantic salmon)
Lineage: Eukaryota; Metazoa; Chordata; Actinopteri; Salmoniformes; Salmonidae
Product: serine/threonine-protein kinase DCLK2
Biological process (GO): intracellular signal transduction; protein phosphorylation
Molecular function (GO): protein kinase activity; ATP binding
Source: RefSeq, a predicted model, not a curated record